CUCAGGAGGCAGUACUUUGUCAUCUGACGUACAUUCCCUCCGUCUCUCAAUCCCUCUCCGUCCAUCUCUCUUAUGAUGAGAUGGAUGAUGAUGACCGUGCGUGAGGGAGAGAAAGAGGGAGGGAGGAAGAGAGGGAUAAUACCUUCUGAAUACAUGAUGAAUGUAGUCAUCAGGCUUAAACUGACUGGGGGGCGAGUGGAGCGCGGAGACCGAGACUGUGCAUGAUCAGCUCUCAUUGCUUGCAGCCUGAGGAGGAGAGGGGAUGCUGAACAACAUGAUGGACGGCGAGGAGGGAGAGGGGGGACCCAACAGUCAGGGUGAUGGGAAUCCCAAAGAAAGCAGUCCUUUCAUCAACAGCAGCGCAGCCACCGAUGCGGAGAAGAGCCAGCAGUACGAUGGCAAGAACAUGGCUCUGUUUGAGGAGGAGAUGGACACCAGCCCCAUGGUCUCCUCUCUGCUCAGCACUCUGGCCAACUACUCCAACCUGCCAACUGGCAGCAAAGAGCACGAAGAGGCCGAGAACAACGAGGAGGGAGCACGCCCAUCUAAAAAACCUGUCAAGGCUCCCCAGUUGGGCACUCUGAUGGGAGUGUACUUGCCGUGCAUCCAGAAUAUUUUCGGCGUGAUCCUCUUCCUGCGGAUGACGUGGAUGGUGGGGAUUGGCGGCGUCUUCGGCUCAUUCAUUAUUGUCUUCAUGUGUUGUUCCACGACCAUGCUCACAGCCAUCUCCAUGAGUGCCAUUGCAACAAAUGGAGUUGUACCAGCUGGAGGGUCGUACUACAUGAUCUCUCGCUCUCUGGGGCCCGAGUUUGGCGGCGCCGUUGGGAUCUGCUUCUACCUGGGCACCACAUUCGCAGGCGCCAUGUACAUUCUUGGUUGCAUUGAAAUUUUGCUGAUUUAUAUUGUUCCUCAAGCAGCCAUCUUUAAGAUUGAGGGUCUGGAGGGGUCGGAAGCAGAAGCUGCUCUGCUCAACAACAUGCGGGUUUACGGCACCAUCGUGCUGAGCUUCAUGGCCCUGGUGGUGUUUGUGGGGGUCAAAUAUGUCAACAAGCUGGCGCUGGUCUUCCUGGCCUGCGUCAUCCUCUCUAUUCUGGCUGUUUACGCUGGCGUCAUCAAGACCGCCAUCGACCCCCCUGUCUUCCCCGUCUGCCUCCUGGGGAAUCGAACUCUCAUGUCUAAAGGAUACGACGUGUGCGCAAAGGUGAUUGAAAUAGACAACGACACCAUCACCACCAAGCUGUGGAGGUCCUUCUGUGAUUCAGAGUACCUCAAUGCCACGUGUGACGAAUACUUCACCAACAACAAUGUGACGGAGAUACAGGGAAUCCCAGGGGUCACCAGCGGCAUCCUGGCAGAAAACCUCUUUGGGAACUAUCUGGAAAAAGGGAUGAUCCUGGAGAAGCGUGGACUUGUGUCUGAUUCGGAUCCUGACAGUCCCACUACAAACUCCAACCGCUUCGUCCUGGCAGACAUCACCAGCUUCUUCACCCUGCUGGUGGGGAUCUAUUUCCCGUCUGUCACAGGUAUCAUGGCCGGUUCCAACCGCUCUGGAGACCUGCGUGAUGCUCAGAAGUCCAUCCCCAUCGGCACCAUCGCAGCCAUCACCACCACAUCCACUGUGUACAUGUCCUGCGUGGUGCUGUUUGGUGCUUGUAUAGAAGGAGUGGUCCUGAGAGAUAAGUUUGGUGAGGGGGUCAGCGGCAACCUGGUGAUCGGUACGCUGGCGUGGCCGUCUCCGUGGGUCAUUGUGUUCGGCUCCUUCUUCUCCACCUGUGGAGCUGGACUUCAGAGUCUGACAGGAGCUCCACGUCUCCUACAGGCCAUCUCAAGGGACGGCAUCAUCCCUUUUCUUAGAGUGUUCGGUCACGGUAAAGCCAACGGGGAGCCUACCUGGGCGCUUCUACUCACGGCCAGCAUCUGUGAGAUUGGAAUCAUCAUCGCCUCCCUCGAUGCAGUCGCUCCCAUCCUCUCCAUGUUCUUCCUGAUGUGCUACAUGUUUGUCAAUCUUGCCUGCGCUCUGCAGACUCUGCUGAGGACACCCAACUGGAGGCCACGCUUUAAAUUCUAUCACUGGGCUCUGUCUUUCCUGGGAAUGAGUCUGUGCCUGUCGCUCAUGUUCAUCUGCUCUUGGUAUUACGCAAUAGUGGCCAUGGGCAUCGCCACCUGUAUCUACAAAUACAUUGAGUUCUGUGGGGCUGAGAAGGAGUGGGGUGAUGGGAUACGUGGGAUCUCGCUCAGCGCUGCUCGCUUUGCUCUGAUGAGGCUGGAGGAAGGACCGCCACACACCAAGAACUGGAGGCCUCAGAUCCUGGUUCUGGUCAGUGUUGAUGCUGAGCAGAAUGUGGAGCAGCCUCGUCUGCUCUCUCUGACCAAUCAGCUGAAAGCAGGAAAAGGUCUGACCAUUGUUGGGACAUCGGUUCAAGGGACUUUCCUUGACAACUAUGUUGAAGCCCAGAGAGCGGAUCAGUCUUUGCGUAAGCUGAUGGAGGCAGAAAAGGUGAAGGGCUUCUCUCAGGUGGUCAUCUCCUCCAACCUGAGAGAUGGGACGUCUCAUCUGAUCCAGGUUGGAGGACUUGGAGGUCUGAAGCACAACACGGUGAUGGUCUGCUGGCCCCGUAACUGGAAACAGCCUGAGUGCCACCAGCAGUUUAGGAACUUCAUUGAGGUAGUUAGAGAGACAACUAUAGCCAGCCUGGCCUUGUUGGUUCCUAAGAAUAUCUCCAGUUAUCCAUCCAAUGGCGAACGCUUCACCGAAGGCCACAUAGAUGUCUGGUGGAUCGUCCACGAUGGAGGCAUGCUGAUGCUUCUGCCCUUCCUGCUGCGCCAGCAUAAGGUGUGGAGAAAGUGCAAGAUGCGCAUUUUCACUGUCGCUCAGAUGGACGACAACAGCAUCCAGAUGAAGAAAGACCUCAUCACUUUCCUCUAUCACCUGCGCAUCGAUGCUGAGGUGGAAGUGGUGGAGAUGCAUGACAGCGACAUCUCAGCCUACACCUAUGAGAAGACUCUGAUAAUGGAGCAACGUUCACAGAUCCUAAAACAGAUGCAUCUGACCAAGAAUGAGAUGGAGAGAGAGAUUCAGAGUAUUACAGACUCAUCCCGAGGAUCCAUCCGGCGUAAAAACCCGGCUGCCUUGCGGCCCCAGCACAGCGCUGAGGAGGGAGCCAGCGUGGCAGAAAAACCAGAGGAGGAGUCUGUGGCUGUCUCCAACCCAAAACAGGUGCAGCUGAUCCAGAGCAAGAAUGCCUCCACGCCAACCAGCCCCACGAGCCCCACGUCUCCUGCAGCGCCUGCAGGAGGAGCUUCCACCUGGACCGACAGCAAGGGGGCGGACAAGGGGAAGAACCUGUCAGCAGCGACCCCAGAGCGGGCCAAAGACCUCUUCAACAUGAAACCGGAAUGGGAGAACUUGAACCAGACUGAUGUGAGGCGCAUGCACACAGCGAUGCGGCUCAAUGAGGUCAUCACAAAGAAGUCCAAGGAGGCCAAACUAAUCCUGCUCAACAUGCCUGGACCACCAAAGAACCGUGUGGGCAACGAAAACUACAUGGAGUUCCUCGAGGUGCUCACUGAAGGUCUCAAUCGGGUCCUGCUGGUGCGUGGAGGUGGACGUGAAGUCAUCACCAUCUACUCUUGAGGGGCUUCUUCGGUUUUAGCAGCGUCUACACGAACUCUCCCCUCUCAUCCCUCCCUGUUAUUGCAGGAAUAUCCUCCCACACCGUCCUGGCGGCAGGGUUUUCAGGUGACACGUAGAACCAGCUGUGACUCUUAACCACUAGAAUACAAAAUCCAUGCAGUCUCUGCUUUUGACGUGUUGGUUGACAGUUUAAUUACAAAACAAAAGACCUCAAAAACCUAUUCUCCGAAAAUGGAAGGUUUUAAAUAUUUCUUUUUCUGAUUUGUUAAAUCCACUUUCUGUUAACUUUUUUUCUCCGCUUGUUUUUGUCCCUGAUCAACCGUAAAAGAGGAAUGUUCUUUCUUUGUCAUUUUUAUCUGUUUUCUAUCACUUAGCGUAGUUGUUAUUUAUGUAUUUAUUCAUCUUAUCAUGUCUGUCUUUGUUUUUGUCUUCAAUAGUAUGGUUGAAAUUACACAAAACUAGAGUACUGUUAUAACAAUUUAUUGUGGGAAAAUCUUGGAUAAGGACAUUAAUGUGAUGCACUUACAGUUAUUAACUGGAGUAAUAAAAGAGCCGAGGUGGGAGCUGCUGGUUAUUAUGUACAGAAAUUUAGACAAAAAUCCAUACGGGUGCAACAAUUUCAGUUUAAAUGACCCCAUGGGUAAUAUGUGAGAUCACUGGCUGGUCCUUAUUAUGACAAUGAUUUAUCUGUUAUUUAUUCAUCAGCAUCACUCACAGAGAGACUGGCAGAAAUUAAAAUAUAGAGAAAAUUAUUUAACAGAUUUUUGUGAUCAUAAACCUGAUUGUUUGAUUUUAUUAUAUGCUGUUGGAAUAUGAAUGGAGUUACACGCUGCAACACAAAGCCUUUGAGCUCAGUGACAGACACUUUAAAUACUCCACAUUCAUUUAUCAUUUAAUAGAUAUUACUCCUUCCGUAGCCAUGUUUUCCAGAUAGCUGCGGUGCUAGUUGAUCAGGAUGUACUGGGAUCUUGAGCUACUUUGUUUUUUUCAUAAUGGGAUAAUUAAAGGUAUUUUUGAAAACUGAAAAGAUAAAGCAGAUUUUGGUACUUCAUCACAAAUGGCACAUGAAAGCAGCUUUUUAUCUCUGUACAGACACUGUACACAUCAUGAGUGUUUCUCUUCUGAGUUUGAAAAAAAAAGUGCCAUUACAUAAUAUUAAAAUGUUUGUGUCCUCAAACAAGAAAAGAAUUUUUAAAACACAUAAAUUUAGUUCUUAUAGUAUUACUAAUUCUACUUUAAAGUAUUUAAAAGAAAUUUAUUAAAAGGGAGCAUUUUUUUUAAUGUUUUAUUCUUCUGUGAAAAUAUUAAAUAUCCAUUAUAUUUACUGGUGUUGUCAGAGGCACUAAAAAUAUUUUACAGCACAUCAGAUAUUUUAUUUUUAAAUGGUGUGGUUCAGAAAAUAUAGAUAGAUCAUUUAUUUUAAUAAUCAUAAAUAUAAUAUGUUUUAUGCGUGGUGAGUGCACAGAAAGGAAAAGCUGGGCGUUUAGGGAAAUGAACUUCUUGAUGAGAUUAAUGUAAGAACAUUCAAUCAAUUAAAGUUUCAAUCAAAGUUUAUUUCUAUAGCACUUUUCAUACAUAAAGUAGCACAAAGUGCUUAACAAGUUAAAAACAAACAUUAAAAAGACAAUGUCCCACAUCCCUCCCAACUCCUGCCCCCAUCAUACUCCCUAUCAACACACACACAUACACACGCAGACAGUCACGCGCGCGCACGCACACACACACACACACACACACACACACACACACACACACACACACUUCUACAUCAGAAAUAAUAGCGUUGGUUGACUGAGAGCAGAAGCACCAGAAAGAGGAAACCCCAUCACUGAGAGCCGCCUGCACCCGGGGCAGCAGCAGGCCCCAGCAGGCCCCCACAGUGAUACCUCUGAACCCCAAAUAUGUGUUAAUCCAUAAUAGAACAGCAGUUAAUCAUUUUACGGGGCUUACAUACCAGAUUCUUUACUGAUUAUUUUUGUUCACAGAGUAAUAAUCUUAAACGUAAUUCAGUAUAAUGGUGAAACAAACAACGUACAAUGUGUUACAACUUAGUGGUUGGGAAAUUUUCCUACAGUUGGACACAGCUGUGUCCCAGAUGUGUCCAACUUUCUCAUGUCAUUCUCUGUAAGAAAACAGUCAAGCAACUAUUAUUGUGAAAUUUGCUGCAAUAUUGCGAACACCAAUGUGUGAACAAUGUAAACCCCACAAAUGAAAGAAUCUCCGAAGAAUCACAUCAAUUUCUUAGCAUGAUUUAUGCAUUCAGUCCGAUGAUCCUGUCUCUCAGACCUCUAAUUUAUGUGUGCAUAAAUGCUCAUACAGUAGAUUUUUCACUUCUAUUUGUAUAUGGUUUAUUGAUUUUUCAACUUGGAUGUCAUGGACAUAUAUUUGUCAUAGAAUCCUCACAAACUCAACCAAUUCUGUAAACUUUUGUUAGGUAAGAUCAGUGCCCCAGAAAUGUACAUAGUUUAUAAUAGCAGUAUGGAAACAAAGCGUUUAGUUCUAAUAAUUUAUGAUGAAAGUUUUUGUCCAAUCAUGUAUGCAUAGAGUAGCUUGACUUGAUUUUUUUUUUUUGCUCCCCUGGCCUUUUUCUGCAUCAGUUUCUAGCUAAAAGAAAAUUUGUAGCCAAUAUUAUCUUUUCCAUAAAAUCUUAACAUUUGUAAGUAUUCAGAUUUCCUUCUGAUUUAUUUUACACGUUUUUUAAUACAGUAGUUUAAUACACAGCCUCACCUCAUUACAGACACGAUGCUAUAUUAGUAAAUAUCUGUACAGCCCUCGGUGUUUCCCUUAUAAUUCAGAAAAGUCUGGGUGCAGAACGACAAGAACUGUAUUUACUUUUGAGUCAUAAGAUGACGGUGUCAGGGAGGUGAAUAUUUAUGAUGGUCACUAGCAUGCAGAAAUUUAGAGUCACAGUUUAUAAACUCCCUCAGCAAAGUGUGUGUGUGUGUGUGUGUGCGAGCGCGCGUGUGUGUGUGUGCGUGCGUGUGUGUUGUGACCACAUGUCUGUAUGCUUUAUGUGAACCUACUACUUGUUUGAGUGAGGAUAGUGUGUGCUGAAGAGCGAGACAGAGUGAAGACGGGACAUUUGUAAAUUGACCUGUGAUUUUAGGCUUAGAGAUAACACGUGUAAUGUGACACUACAGGUUUUAUAGAUAUGAAAUAGGCAGUUUGUAUUGUCUUUAAAAUUGUUAAACAAACUUUAUUUUAUGUUCUACCACGUCUUAUGAAAUUAUGUACAAGAAAUGGUUUGAAGAAACCAUUUUAUAUGUCAACACAAAAUGCAAUAAAUUAAAAUCCUUUUAAUAUGA
Molecule: messenger RNA, 6939 nt
Organism: Acanthochromis polyacanthus (spiny chromis)
Lineage: Eukaryota; Metazoa; Chordata; Actinopteri; Pomacentridae
Gene: slc12a5b
Product: solute carrier family 12 member 5b
Exons: 27
Coding region: 263-3634 (1123 amino acids)
Biological process (GO): cell volume homeostasis; chloride transmembrane transport; potassium ion import across plasma membrane
Cellular component (GO): membrane
Molecular function (GO): potassium:chloride symporter activity
Source: RefSeq, a predicted model, not a curated record